Mangifera indica (mango) is the source of this 1965-nucleotide messenger RNA. RefSeq names its product pollen receptor-like kinase 4. Bases 1 to 1965 code for a protein of 654 amino acids. Gene Ontology annotation, biological process: protein phosphorylation. Gene Ontology annotation, molecular function: ATP binding; protein kinase activity; protein binding. The transcript has 3 exons. The record is from RefSeq and is a predicted model, not a curated record. Lineage: Eukaryota; Viridiplantae; Streptophyta; Magnoliopsida; Sapindales; Anacardiaceae.
AUGAGUUCAAACAAAGCAAGGCCUGAGCACAUUCCAGCGUCAAGGUUUCUUCUUGUUCUUGUUUUGAUUAUACAAUUUGAGGGCAUGUCAUUUGAUCCAUCAGAGAUUGAGAUCCUCUUAAAAUUCAAGGGUGCUCUUGAAGAUAAUGGCGCUCUGAAUAAUUGGUUUCCUGAUAUAAGUCCUUGUUCUUGGAAUCAUCCAAACUGGAAUGGCGUUCUUUGUUCAAAUGGGAGCAUAUGGGGGCUGAAACUUGAGCACAUGGGGUUAAAAGGAGUAUUAGACGUUGAUUCUCUUGGUUCAAUAAAAUCUUUACGUACACUUAGUCUUAUGAAUAAUAAAUUUGAGGGUCCAUUUCCUGAUGUAAAAAAAUUGGGCGCCUUGAAAUCUGUGUAUUUAUCCAAUAAUGGUUUUUCUGGGACAAUUCCGGAUGAUGCAUUUGCAGGCAUGUCAAUGUUGAAGAAAUUACAUUUAGCAAACAAUCGGCUUUCAGGUCACAUUCCUUCAUCGAUUGCUGCCUUGCCUAAACUAUUGGAACUCAGGCUUAAUAACAAUAAGUUUGAGGGAAAGAUUCCUGAUUUUAAACAGCCAACUUUAACAACCAUCAAUUUGUCCAACAAUGAAUUGGAAGGUGAAAUCCCUGCCAGCCUAAGCAAAAUGGAUGCGCCAUCAUUUACAGGCAACAAAAAUUUAUGCGGGCCACCUCUUGAUGCGUGCCCGCCACCUCCAAGCCAACCGCCGCCCCUUGCGGCUGAGUUGAGUCAGGAGAAUGAUUCUGCUAUGAAAAUUGUGACAAUUGUGAUAGCUGUUGCGUUAGUAAUAGCGCUAAUAGCUGCGGCUUUAAUCAUGUUCUGUCGCAAAAAUAAGAAAUCACAAAUGGAUCGUGCUUCGUCAUUGGAAGGUUCAAACAGUAUGAGGGACAUAAGUUUAGUAGGAAACGUAGGGGUAGUAUAUAAUCCACCUCCUCAGGCAGCGGAGCCCCCGAAGAAACCUGAAUAUGGGAAGCUAUCAUUUGUAAGAGACGAUGAACAAAAGUUUGAUCUACAAGACCUGCUUAAAUCCUCAGCAGAAGUUCUGGGAAGUGGGACUUUUGGUGCUUCAUACAAGACGGGUGUACAAGGACGAAUGUAUGUUGUGAAGAGAUAUAAGCAAAUGAACAAGAGUGGAAGAGAUGAUUUUCAUGAGCACAUGAGACGGAUAGGGAGGUUGAGCCAUCCAAAUUUGUUGCCUCUUGUAGCUUACUACUAUAGGAAAGAGGAGAAGCUCUUGGUUUAUGCGUUUGUGGAUAAUGGUAGCUUGGCCAAUAAACUUCAUGGCAAACAGAAAAUAGACCAACACGGACUCGAUUGGCCUAGACGCUUAAAAAUCAUAAAAGGCGUGGUCAAGGGAUUAGUAUACCUUCAUAGUGAAAUCCAUAAUCCAGUUCUGCCUUAUGGUCAUCUGAAAUCAUCCAAUGUGCUUCUAGGCAAAUCCUUUGACCCUCUUUUGACAGAUUAUACUUUGAGGCCUGUGAUCAACCCCGAGAGUGCUCAUAAAUUCAUGGUUGCCUACAAGUCACCGGAGUUUGCAAGAACCGGCAGCAUUUCUAAGAGAUCCGACGUAUGGAGCCUUGGAAUAUUAAUCCUUGAGGUACUUACAGGCAAGUUCCCUGAAGACUUUCUUCUUGCACAAUAUGAUAGCGAUACAAGUUUGUCAACUUGGGUCAACCAAAUGGUGAAGGAGAAACGUUUGACUGAAGUGUUCGAUAAAGAGAUGGUAGAAGUGAAGCAUAGCAAGGGUGAAAUGAUAAAUCUUUUGAAGAUUGGAUUGAGUUGUUGUGAGGAGGAUGCUGAGACAAGGAUAAGUUUAAAGGAUGCUGCUGAGAAGAUUGAGGAGAUAAAAGUGGUAAAUUCUAACAAUCAAGAAGCGAAUACGUUUACAAGCAGUGUGAGUCCUGAGGAAGAAUCAUCUUUCUUAAUGCAUGGCUAA